Molecule: messenger RNA, 1900 nt
Organism: Desarmillaria tabescens
Lineage: Eukaryota; Fungi; Basidiomycota; Agaricomycetes; Agaricales; Physalacriaceae
Product: major facilitator superfamily domain-containing protein
Exons: 15
Coding region: 117-1856 (579 amino acids)
Biological process (GO): transmembrane transport
Cellular component (GO): plasma membrane
Molecular function (GO): transmembrane transporter activity
Source: RefSeq, a predicted model, not a curated record
UCGUUAAGCGACGACGGCUCUCCUCAAAGUGGAGGCAGCGGCUGCCAGGUCACAACAUGGGUUAAAACUCGACCUGAUGGUCCAUACGUUUUCGUCGUGACUUUCUGCACCUGCCAAUGACUUCAUCUACGAGCAAUCUGGGCCACGCCCAUUCGCGUACCUCCACCACUCCGGAGUCUGUCACUGAAACUCUGCAAGUUCCAGAGAGCCCCAAUGAAAAGCAAGCUGGUGCUGAGGUACCAAAGGGUAUCCAAGCUGUCAAGAAAGGUCGAGACUUCUGGCUCAGUUUCUUGGCCAUGAUUGUCUCGAUCUUCUUGAGUGCCCUGGACUUGACUUCGGUCGGUACAGCACUUCCGACAAUCGCUGACGCGCUAAACGAUACAGAGGGGAAUUACGUCUGGGUUGGAUCUGCGUAUGCACUGUCGAGUACCGCAAUCAUGCCUUUGAGUGGCAGUCUAUCAGAUGCCUUUGGAAGAAAGCCAGUAAUGCUGGUCUCAAUUGCUCUCUUCGCACUCGGGAGCGCUUUGGCCGGUGCUGCCCAAGACAUGAACAUGAUGAUUGGUGCGCGAACGGUCCAGGGUUUGGGUGGAGGUGGAAUCAUCAAUCUCGUCGAGAUCUUGAUUUCCGACUUGGUCGCUCUCUCGGAGCGUGGCACGUAUCAGGGUAUGAUUGGCCUGACUUGGUCAUUUGCUUCGGCUAUUGCGCCUCCCAUUGGUGGCGCCCUGUCUGAUAGAGGAAGAAAAGCCUGGCGAUGGCUCUUCUACCUCAACUUGCCUCUUACUGGUAUGGCGUUCAUCCUUGUCCUCUUCUUCUUGAACGUACGUACCCCUCCUGGUACCGUCAAGGAGAAACUCAACAAGGUUGACUGGUUUGGAAAUCUUAUCGUGAUCUGCGGUACCACUCUAGCCAUCAUUGGCUUGACCUGGGGAGGUAUCCGUUACGAAUGGACCAACAAGCAUGUGUUGGCCCCUCUCAUCAUUGGUUUCGCCCUGCUUGUGGCCUUUGGUUGGUAUGAAGUCAAGGUCCCAGUGAGACCGACAGUCCCAUCGGACCUACUUACGAACCGUACUACUUUGAGCGCUAUUCUCAUGACGGCUAUGCAUGGUAUCACGAGUAUCUCCAUUCUCUACUACUUGCCGGUCUUCUUCCAAUCUGCUUUCGGAGCGUCCCCAAUCCGCUCAGCAGUUGAUUUCCUUCCCAGCGCCCUCAUCAUUGCACCAUUUGCUCUUUCCUCUGGCUUUAUCGUUGCCAUCACGGGAAAGUACCGUCCCGUCAACUGGGUCGGAUGGGCCCUCACCAUGAUUGGUUUCGGCUGUUUCAGUCUACUCAAGGCAGACACCUCUACCGGCAAGUGGGUUGGAUAUCAGCUCAUCGUGAGUGCUGGCAGCGGCUUGGUGUUCUCUGCGCCUGUAUUUCCACUCCUGGCACCCCAGCCCAUCAGUCGGACUGCUGCCGCUCUGGCGUUGUUCGCAUUCACUCGUGCGUUCACCCAAACAUGGGGCAUUACUAUCGGAAGUACUAUUCUCCAGAACAAACUGAAAAUGAACCUCCCAGCAUCCUACCUCGCCACUUUCCCCGCGGGACAUGAGAUCGCCUAUGCCGCUAUUCCAGGAAUACCAAAACUGGCCGAACCCCUGCGUACCGAAGUCAUGGUCGCGUUUGCGGAAAGUAUGAAAGUGGUGUGGCAGACGAUGGUGGGUAUUUCGGGUGCGGGAUUCUUGUUCAGUUUGUUGAUGCAGGAGGUGGAGAUGGUGGGUGUUGUUGAUGAGACGUUUGCACUACAGGCGCGGCCGGAGAAGGAGACGCAGAAUAAUCCUAGGGAUGCAGAGAAGGCUGUACCUCCCGUUGAAUCGUAGUAUGCUAUACUAUCCAUGAAGUACUAAAUAGAACGAGUUACGAC